UUAAUAAGUUAGAGUUGAACUUGCUUUUUCUUUCUCCUCCUCGGUUCAUUCCAGGUCUGAGAAUUCACGCGUGAAUUGGGAGAGAGCUGAAUACUGGACUACGCCUUCUUCUUGAAAUGACAAUGCAGCAUGUUUAUGUAAGAUGCACAAGCCUUGGUGAAAAUGAACAACAUGGUGUACAGCAUGCCUGUGAAAAGCAAUCCCAGGAGAAGAUCAUCAUCUCUAAUGGAAGUCCGUGGAAACCAUGGCAACAUGGUCGAUCACAGAUCAGAGGGUGUGUAAGGCGUAUUCAGACUGCCAUGCUCUCUCUGGCUGGGUUGGAGUGGUACUGUUAUGCUGCCUUGGGAGUCCUCACCGCUCUCAUGAGCUUCUGCAUGGACUUGACGAUAGCCAAGCUCCUGCGAGCACACCAAUGGCUGUAUGGUUGUCUGGAGGGUAACAUCCUGCUACAGUUCCUGUGCUGGACUCUGUACCCUACCUGCCUCUGUGCUCUCUCAACCAGCUUCUCUCACAGCAUCUGCCCCCAGUCUGCAGGCUCAGGUCUGCCUGAGAUUAGGACCAUCCUCUCUGGUGUGCAUUUGCCAGACUAUCUCUCUCUCUCAAAUCUCUUUGCUAAGCUCAUCGGUCUUAUCAGCACACUGUCAGCAGGUAGCACUGUGUUCCUUGGAAAAGUGGGUCCAUUUGUCCAUCUGUCAAAUAUGCUGGGAGCAUACCUAUACCGUUUUUAUGCCUCUGCUUGUGGUGAUAAGCAGAGGAGAACUCAAGGAGAAAUGCUGGUCGUGGCAUCAGCAGUGGGCGUGGCCAGCUGUUUCGGGGCUCCAGUCAGCGGAGUGCUUUUUAGUAUUGAAGUCAUGGGCAGUCACUAUUCCAUGAGAGAUUACUGUCCAUGUUUCUUUGCUGCAGUCUGUGGUUCACUCACGUACCAUCUUCUCUCGGUCUGCAGCAGAGAACAAGAAACAGUGCAAGCUGUGUUUAAGACCAGCUUCCCGAGUGAGCUCCCAUACCAGCCACCUGAAAUAUUGAUCUUUGCUUUCCUGGGACUGCUGUGUGGAGCUGUAAGCUGUGUUUAUCUCUACAGUCACCGGUGGAUUCUCCGUUUUGUCAGAACAAACAAAUUCAUUAGCAGGUUUAUGGCAACAGAAAAGACGUUAUAUUCAGCAACCGUAGCAUUCCUUCUGGCAUCAGUGACCUUCCCUCACACAGGGGGAUUUUUCAUAGCUUCCCGGCUGACGAUGAAGCAGCUAAUCACCUCCCUGCUAGAUAGCACUCAGUGGAACUUAAUUUCCCACAAUGCUACAUUAGCACAAGAAGCCCCUCAUUCUCUUUGGCAAGAGUGGAGUCCACCUGGAUACAGUGUUUAUCACACACUUGGAUGCUUCCUUCUCAUUAAGCUCUGGUUAUUGGUCUUAGCCUGUACCUUACCCCUGCCUGCUGGCUACUUCAUGCCUGUCUUUAUUUAUGGUGCUGCUUUAGGCCGUUUGUUGGGUGAGGGAUUGGCCUAUCUCUUCCCAGAUGGAAUCUCAUCAGGGGAGAGGCUGAGUGUGAUAAACCCAGGGGGCUACGCUUUAGUGGGAGCAGCAGCUUUCGCAGGGGCUGCGACACAUACUCUAUCACCUGCUCUAUGUGCUCUGGAGCUGACCGGACAGUCCACUCAUGUUGUUCCUAUUCUGACAGCUACAUUGAUAUCCAAUGCUCUGGCACGUUCCAGGCAUCAGCCCUCCUUUUAUGAUGGUAUAUCGCUCAUUAAGAGACUCCCGCACCUGCCCUCUCUAAUCAGAGCCUGUCCAAAGCUGUCCUCGAUCCAGAUUAGGCAGUUUGUCGUGCCGGUAGGGGCCGUGCUUCAACGAGCCGAGGGAGUGACGGGAGUACAGCGUGUCCUGAACUCCAGCAAAGAAAAUGAGUUCCCCGUAGUUGACACACAUGACUCUCUCACACUUCUAGGCACCGUCACGAGAACACAACUGCAGACUUUCCUGCUCUCAAACCAAAGUGAGGAUUUGUGCAAAAGCCUGGAGGAUGAGUGCUCUAUUCAACCUGUUAAGCUGCAGCUUUCUCCUGACACUACAGUAAAGCAGGCCCACUGCAUCAUGAGUGUUUUGAGAGAGCAGUGUGUGUUUGUCACAGAGAUGGGAAAGCUGCAUGGUGUCAUUACAUGGAAAGAGAUGAAGAACAUGAUUGAAGAGCUGGCCAAGGAAAUCUGAUGUCCAGUCGAACAAAGAGCACUACGUCAUAUACUAACACUUCAUAGCUCAUUAAAUGGAUAAUUUCCGCUAAUCACGACCUCAAAUAUUUCAUCAAGCG
Molecule: messenger RNA, 2301 nt
Organism: Hemibagrus wyckioides
Lineage: Eukaryota; Metazoa; Chordata; Actinopteri; Siluriformes; Bagridae
Gene: clcnk
Product: chloride channel K
Exons: 20
Coding region: 117-2201 (694 amino acids)
Biological process (GO): chloride transport; transmembrane transport
Cellular component (GO): membrane
Molecular function (GO): voltage-gated chloride channel activity
Source: RefSeq, a predicted model, not a curated record